Molecule: messenger RNA, 2052 nt
Organism: Stylonychia lemnae
Lineage: Eukaryota; Ciliophora; Spirotrichea; Sporadotrichida; Oxytrichidae
Source: the annotation of a GenBank genome assembly
AUGAGAAGUCAUAAUAGACAGGUUAAGACAAUUGCAUCAUCUCUUACUUAAAAGGAAUUAAAUCAAAAAGAGCAAUAUCAUAAAAAUCUAGAUUUAAGAAUAAGAGGAAUGAAAGAGGAUAAUCAUUCGAAGACAGUUUUAGAAGAACAUCCAAAUUAUCAAUAACUUAAUAUACAAUCUAAUGAAAAUAGCAGCAUAUUAAAUCUAGAAGAGUAGAUUAAGCUAGUAUCCAAAAGAAACAAAGAAGUUAUGCAUAUUUAGGAAAAUCAAUAUGAGAGACAUUUUGAAGCUUUUAGUAAGAAAAAGCUUAUUUAUAAAUAAGGGUAUACAAGUAAUGCAAGCAGAUUAGUUGACGUAUUCAAUCCCAAGAAUGAUGUGUUUGAAAUUCCAUAGGAUAAUAACGUACUACCAAAUGUAUUUGAUUUAUCUAAUGGAUAGGAAACUGCAUCAAACAAUAUGCUUACUGGUUCAAGUGAGCCGGAAAAGACCUAAGUUUAUUAUUAAUAAGCAAGAUAAAGAGAUGAUGUCUAAGCUAGAGCUGUAAAGGCUAAUAAGAUUGAUGAAUUAGCUGAUGGGCCAUUAAAUCAAAACACUAAAAUUGAUUACAGUUAUGAUGUCACUAGGUUGAAGUCUAGCCUAAAAAUAAAAAUUGCAUAACAAAACUAAAGUGAUACAAAUAAUUAGAACUUUACAGAGGGAAUGCAAUCUCCUGAUAAUUUGUAUGAUGAAAAGAAAAAUGAAAAUCUUAAAUUUUCACAGAAAACAUAACAAUAAUAUUAGUAUGGGACUAUCGGGGUAAUAAAAUAAAAAGACUUUCCUUAUCAAGUAUGGGUGAAUAAUCAUCUUAAAAUAUGGUUGUUUUCAGUUCCUCUGCUACUUAUUCAACUAAUCAACAAUUUAAGUCUUGAAAUCUGGAGUCAUUUUGGAAUAAGCUCAGGGUCAAUAUUGCUAUUUACUUUAAUACUAGAUCUUAUUGAGUUAAUAAGAUUUAGAAACUACUAUAAGGAGAAGGUAAAAUAUCAGUAACUAGUGUAAUUAAUAAGACUUGAGAAUAGUAAUGAUUCGAUUAAUCUCAGAGGACAUCCUGAUGAUGAAAUUUAGCUAUUUUCAUGGCAUCCCAUUAACUUUACAAAAUAGUCAAUGACCCGUUACAUCUAUAAGUAUACAUCAAUAGGAUUAAUAAUCAUAGCUGGCGUGAUUUUAAUAUCAUUUUAUGUCAUCAAAGAUCUUGAAUGUCCAUUUGGAUAUUAUACCUUUAGAGACACAAUCUGCCUAAAAUGCGAGGAUUCAAGUUGUAAAAUUUGUGAUCAUAGUGGGAAAUGUACUUAAUGCUAUGAUAAUUACUUUAAAGAUUCUUAUUCUAAAUGCGCCCUUUGUUCAUCAUCAAUUCAAGGCUGUAAUACAUGUUAAAGUGCAAAUAAAUGCACUAUCUGCUAAAAUAACUUUUUGCUGAACAAAUCGUUUUAUAAUUGUACCUCAUGUCCAGACACAAAUUCUGGAUGCUUAAAAUCAUAAAAUAAUUUGAUAACAGAAUGUCUACCUGGAUAUUCUUUUAAUAAUCAAACUAAAUCAUGUCUAAGGUGUAGUAGUAUCACUAAUGGCUGUAGUACGUGCACAUCAAGUGGAACAUGUUUGUCAUGUGAUUAAAAGAAAUUUAAAUAAAAUCUAAACACUAAAGGUCUUUGCGAUUGUAAUUAAGAUUUAGGUUGGAUCACAGAUUCAAAGCAGUAGGGUUUAUGCAAAUGCACUAGUGCAAUUAUUUUAAAAGAUGAAACUUGCUUCCAGUGUAAUAGGACGAUAGAAUAGUGUAGUUCAUGCAUCAAUACAAACUAUUUCUUUACUGGUUCAGUUUUACUUGUUGAUGCCAUUAAUUAAUCUUUCUACACAGGAUGUGAUAUGUGCUAGAUAGGGUACUAUUAAUAAGUAGAAUAUGGAUAGUGCAUGAGUUGCAAUUCCAUUUCUGCUGGCUGUACAAAAUGCUCAUCUCAAGUUUGUUAGAGUUGCUCAAGUGGCUAUAGACUUCUAUCUGGAAAAUGUGUAAAAUCUCUUUGA